This is a messenger RNA of Acanthosepion pharaonis, 1365 nucleotides long. The record is from the annotation of a GenBank genome assembly. Lineage: Eukaryota; Metazoa; Mollusca; Cephalopoda; Sepiida; Sepiidae.
AUGGUACAGGUAAGCUCCUUUUGUCUGCACUUCCUCUUCCAACAGUGGUCACCUGUUAGUCUUUCCUCUGUUUACACGGUAUCUAAAUCUUUAUUCUGUUCACGUUCAUUCACUGAUUUAUCUUGUCUCAUCCUAUUGUUGGCCCUUCAAACUUUCUUCCAUCGCAGUUCCUUUACAAUUGCCCUUUUCUUUCUUUUCAUCCUAGUUCCUUCUUAUUCAGCGUGGCUCCUCCUUGUAGCCCCCCUUUCAGCCCAAUACUCUCAUUCCCCACUUUUGUUUUCCUUUUAUCCCAGUUUCCCCCUCUUUUGGCCCUUCAGCUACCUCCCAUCUCAUCUCCCACUCAUUUUCUCUCUUCUUUCUUUCUAUCGUAUUCUCUUCUUAUACAGCCUGGCUCUCAUUUGGCUCCAUCCCGUCUUCCUCUCGUUCACUCUUUCAGCCACCUCAUUCUUUCCAAUUCUUCCAUCCCAACUCUGUCUCAUAAACCUUAUGGUACCGUUCAUCCUGCCUCUUUCGUUUUAUACUUUCAGUUUCAUCUUCAAUCACUCCUGUCAGCCCCGCCCAUUUGUCCUUCUGUCUCAGCUCUCUCUCCUUCAACCCUCUGUCUUGGCGCUGUCUCUUAAGCAUUUUUCUGAUCACUCUUCUUUCAUUUCAGCACUCUUUCAUUCACUCCUUUUCAGCCAAUCCUAUCUCAGAUCUAUUUCAUUCACCUCUUUUCAGCCACUCCUGUCCCAGAGGCAUCUUAGUCACCCCUUUUCAGCCACUCCUAUCUCAGAUCCAUUUCAUUCACUUCUUUUCAGCCAUUCCUAUCCCAAAUCUACCUUAUUCAUUCCUUUUCAGCCACUCCUGUUCCAGAUCCAUUUCAUUCACCUCUCUUCAGCCAUUCCUGUCCCAAAUCUACCUCAUUCAUUCCUUUUCAGCCACUCCUGUUCCAGAUCCAUUUCAUUCACCUCUCUUCAGCCAUUCCUGUCCCAAAUCCACCUUAUUCAUUCCUUUUCAGCCACUCCUGUUCCAGAUCCAUUUCAUUCACCUCUCUUCAGCCAUUCCUGUCCCAAAUCCACCUUAUUCAUUCCUUUUCAGCCACUCCUGUUCCAGAUUCAUUUCAUUCACCUCUUUUCAGCCAUUCCUGUCCCAGAUCCACCCUAUUCAUUCCUUUUUCAGCCACUCUUGUCCUACAUAUUUGCUAUUCAUCAUGCUUUUCAUUUUCUUUUGUUUGUUUUUUUUUAUUUUAAUCCUUCUAAUCCUUUUUCCCCCCAUUUCCUUCUUUUAAUCAUUUUUUUUCUCACUCAUUCUAUCAUUCAGCCGUUUCUAGUUCAUUUCUUCUUUUUCCUUCAUUUUCAUUCUCCUGAAACUCAUUCCCCUGACUGA